AUGAUUUUGAAAUCUUUUCUACUAGGUAAUCUAGUAUCCUUAUGCAUGAAGAUAAUCAAUUCGGUCGUUGUGGUCGGACUCUAUUAUGGAUUUCUGACCACAUUCUCCAUAGGGCCCUCUUAUCUCUUCCUUCUCCGAGCUCAGGUUAUGGAAGAAGGAGAAGAAGGAACCGAGAAGAAGGUAUCAGCAACAACAGGUUUUAUUACGGGACAGCUCAUGAUGUUCAUAUCGAUCUAUUAUGCGCCUCUGCAUCUAGCAUUGGGUAGACCUCAUACAAUAACUGUACUAGCUCUACCGUAUCUUUUGUUUCAUUUCUUCUGGAAAAAUCACAAAAACUUUUUUGAUUAUGGAUCUACUACCAGAAAUUCAAUGCGUAAUCUCAGCAUUCAAUGCGUAUUCCUGAAUAAUCUCAUUUUUCAAUUAUUCAACCAUUUCAUUUUACCAAGUUCAAUGCUAGCCAGAUUAGUCAACAUUUAUAUGUUUCGAUGCAACAACAAGAUGUUAUUUGUAACAAGCAGUUUUGUUGGUUGGUUAAUUGGUCACAUUUUAUUCAUGAAAUGGGUUGGAUUGGUAUUAGUCUGGAUACGGCAAAAUAAUUCUAUUAGAUCGAAUAAGUACAUUCGAUCUAAUAAGUCAGAAUUGAUAAAUUAUAUGGCUCGAAUAUUUAGUAUUCUCUUAUUUAUUACCUGUGUCUACUAUUUAGGCAGAAUACCGUCACCCAUUUUUACUAAGAAACUGAAUCCACAAACGGAAGAAGGGUGGGAAAGUGAGGAAGAAACAGAUGUAGAAAUAGAAACAGCUUCCGAAACGAAGGGGACUAAACAGGAACAAGAGGGAUCCACCGAAGAAGAUCCUUCUCCUUCCCUUUUUUCGGAAGAAAAGGAGGAUCCGGACAAAAUCGAUGAAACGGAAGAGAUCCGAGUGAAUGGAAAGGAAAAAACAAAGGAUGAAUUCCACUUUACAGAGAUACGCUAUAACAAUAGCCCAGUUUAUAAAGGCCUCUUCUGGUUUGAAAAACCUCUUCUGACCUUUCUUUUCGAUUAUAAACGAUGGAAUCGCCCAUUACGAUACAUAAAAAAUAAUAGAUUUGAAAGGACUACAAGAAAAGAAAUGUCACAAUAUUUUUUUUAUACAUGCCGAAGUGAUGGAAAAGAAAGAAUCUCUUUUACGUAUCCGCCUAGCUUGUCAACUUUUGGAGAAAUGAUACAAAGAAGGAUGUCCCUGCCCACACUAGAAAAACUCUCUUCGGCUGAACUGUACAAUCAUUGGGUUUAUACUAACCAACACAAAAAUAACAACUUAAACAACGAGUUUUUAAAUAGAAUUGAGGCUCUAGAUACGGGAUUUUUUUCUCUAGAUAUACUCGAAAAAAGUACUAGAUUGUGUAAUGAUAAGACUAGAAAAUAUUACUUGCCUAAAAUGUAUGAUCCCAUUUUGAAUGGGUUAUAUCGGGGAACAAUCCAAAAAAAAAUUUCACCUUCAAUCAUAAAUAAAAUUUCGUUAGAAAAUUUCAUAGAGACAUUGGAAAUUAAUAAGAUUCAUAGUCUCCUUCUUCCUGAUACUGAUUACCAAGAAUUUGAACAGAAAAUAGACCAAUUUGAUAAAAAAACCUUUUCAACGGAAAAUCGUCAUUUAUUUACUUUAAUCAGUAAAUUGGAUAGAGAAUCGGGAUCGAGGAAGGGCCUCUCUUUAUUUUCAGAAAAAGAACAAGGAGGAGUUGGUUCAAAAAAAAGAGACAAAUUUUACAAAUUUUUAUUGAAUACAAUUCUAACUAGCCCUAAUGAUCAAAAAACAAAACAAAAAUUUGUAAUAAAAGAAAUCAGUAAAAAAGUCCCUAGAUGGUCAUACAAACUUAUUACCGAAUUGGAAUUCCUAUCGGGCACAGCUCAUGAAGGCCUACCAUUAGAUUAUCAGAUACGUUCAAGAAAAAGGGAUGGUAUAAUAAUUUAUAGGCCUACUAAACGUAGUCGAAAUGCAAGUAUCAAAAAUUGGAUGUCUUUUAGAGACUAUUCAGAAGAAUCAGAUUUUCGUCGAGAAUUCAUCAAAGGUUCUAUGCGUGUUCAAAGGCGUAAAACUGUUAUUUGGAAAUUGUUUCAAGCAAAUGCGCAUUCCCCUCUUUUUUUGGACAGAAUAAAAAAAUACCCACUUUUUUCUUUUAAUAUCCCUGAACGGAUGAAAUCUUUUUUUAGAAAUUGUAUGGGUAAAGGAUCAGGAUUGAAAGAUUAUACGGAAGAACAAGAAGACAAAAUAAAGGAAAAAGCGUCGAUAAAAAUCGCGGAAGCCUGGGAUUUCAUUCCAUAUCCACAAGCAACAAGAAGUUUAAUUUUAAUAAUUCAAUCAAUUUUUAGAAAAUAUAUUUUAUUACCUUCAUUGAUAAUAGUUAAAAAUAUUGGGCGUAUUUUAUUAUCUCAACCCCCCGAAUGGACUGAGGACUUCGAUGAGUGGAAUAGAGAAAAGCAUAUUAUAUGUACCUAUAAUGGUGUUCAAGUAUCAGAAUUCGAACUUCCCAAAAAUUGGUUUAAAGAUGGUAUUCAGAUAAAAAUAGUAUUUCCUUUUUAUUUGAAACCUUGGCACAGAUCCAAAUUGAGGACCUCUUUUUCUUCUUAUAAAGAUCUAAAGAAAGAAGAACAACCAAAAUUUUAUUUUUUAACGGCUUGGGGAGCGCAAACUACCCUUAACUUUGGUUCUAUCCCUCCAAAACCUUCCUUUUUUAAGCCUAUUUUAAAAGAACUUAAAAAAAAAAUGCAAAAAACGAAAAACAACAAUUUAAAAGUUCUAAGAGUUUUAAAAGAAAGAACAAAAGAUUUUCUACAAGAUUCAAAAGAACCAAAAGAGGUGAUUAUUAAAAACGUUUUAUUUCUGUUUAUAAAAAGAAUAAAAAAAGAACUCUUCAAAAUACAUCCAACUCGAUUAUUUAUAUUGAAAAAGGUGUAUGAAUCCGGCGAAACUAAUAAAAAAAAAGAUUAUAUAAUUAGGAAUCACCAAAUUCACGACUCGUUUAUAAAAAUUAAAUCUACAGAUAAUAAAAAUGAUUCACUGAGAGAUAAAAAAAUUAAAAAUCUGACUGAUAGAACAAGCACGAUAAGAACGAAAACAAAGGGUCUUAUGAAAGAAAAAAACAGUAACGCCAAGAAAAGAGGUAGUCCUAACAAAACAAGUUUUAAUAGAAAAAACAAAUCACCAAAUAUUCUUUUAAAAAUCUUAAAAAUAAAAAGAAGAAGCACUCGAUUAAUCUAUAAAUUCUAUUUGUUUAUAACAAUUUUCAUUAAAAGAAUAUACAUCGAUAUCUUUGUAUGUAUUAUUCAUAUUGCCAGAAUUUCUACACAACUCCUUCUUGAAUCAAUAAAUUUUUGUUUUGAUAAAUACAUUUACAUUUACAAUAAUAAAACAAAUAAAACAAACUACAAUAAUAAAACAAACCAAGAAAUUAAAAAAAAAAAAGAAAUUAAUUUUAUUUCGACUAUAAAAAGUGCACUUUACAAUAUCCAAAAUAGUAAGAGGAAUUCACGUCUUUUUUUUGACUUAUCCUCUUUAUCACAAGCAUAUGUAUUUUACAAAUUAUCACAAACCCCAAUUAUUCAUUUUUAUAAGUUAAGAGAUAUUUUUGAGUAUAAUGGAACUCCUUUUUUUCUUAAGACUGCAAUGAAAAAUUAUUUUUUAACACAAGGAAUAUUUCAUUCCGAAUUAAGACAUACUAAACUUUCAAGUUAUGAAACGAAUCAAUGGAAAAGCUGGUUAAGAGGUCAUUAUCAAUACAAUUUAUCUCAGAUUAGGUGGUCUGGAUUAAUACCAAAAAAAUGGCGAACUACAAUAAAUGAAGGUGGUAUGACCCCAAAUAAAGAUUUAACAAAAUGCAAUUCGUAUGAAAAAGACCGAUUACUUUAUCACAAAAAACAAAAGGAUUUUAAAGUAUAUCCAUUACCAAACCAAAAAGAUAAUUUUCUAAAAUACUAUAUAUAUGAUCUUUUUUCAUAUAAAUCUAUUAAUUCUGAAAUUAAGAAAUCCUCAUAUAUUUUUUUUGGAUCACCAUCCGAAUUAAAAAACAACCAAAAAAUUGCUUUUAAUUACAACAAGAAAAAACAAAAUUUAUCUGAAAACCUGGAGGAAAUUCCUAUCAAUCAUUAUCUAGAAACGGGUGAUAUUAUGUAUAUGAAAAAAAAUCCGGACAGAAAAUAUUUUGAUUGGACAAUUUUAAAUUUUUUUAUAAGACAAAAAAUAGAUAUUGAGGCCUGGACCAAAAUGGAUUAUAACAGUAAUAUAAAUACUAAGCUUGGAAAUACGAAUUACCAUAAAAUUUAUAAAAUGGAUAAAAACGCUAUUUUAUCUCUGACGAUUCAUCAAGAUUUAGAAAGAAAUCCAAUCAAUGACAAGAAAAUUUUUUUUGAUUGGAUGGAAAUGAAUGAAGAAAUCCUAAACCCAAUAUCGACAAAUCUGAAACUUACGUUCUUCCCAGAAUUUGUGCCACUUUACAAUGUAUACAAAACAAAACCAUGGAUUAUACCAAGCAAAUUACUUCUUUUCAAUUUAAAUAAAAAGAAAAACAUCAAUGAGAAUAAAAAAUUCCACUUUUUUAGACCAUCGAAUGAAAAAAUAUAUUAUGAAUUAAUGAAUCGAAAUCAAGAAGAAAAAAAAACCGCAGGCCGAAGAGGCCUUAGAUCAUAUGCACAAAACCAAGAUAAAAUGAAAAAAAAAUAUAAGAUCCGGAAUAAGAUGAGACGAGAAAUAAUUUUCUUACGGAAACACUAUUUGCUUUUUCAAUGGAUAAUAGACGAUGGUUUAAUUCCGAAGUUAACUGAAAGAAUGAUCAAUAAUAUCAAGAUAUAUUGUUACUUGCUUGGACUGAGAAAUCCAAGAGAUACUACUAUAUCGUCUAUUCAAAGGAAAGAAUUAAAUCUGGAUAUAAUGGUGAUUCGACAAAAAUUGACUCCUAUAGAAUUGAAUAAAAAGGGGAUAUUUUUUCUAGAUCCCACCCGUUUGUCAGUAAAAAACGACGGAUACUUUAUUAUAUAUCAAACCGUAGGUAUAUCGUUGGUUCAUAAGAGUAAAUACCAAACUCCUCAAAGAUAUCGAGAACAAAGAUAUAUCAAUAAAAAAAAAUUGGAUGAAUCUAUCCCAAGAUAUCAAAUAAUACUUCGAAAGCGAGACAAAAAACAUUAUGAUUUUGUCGUUCCUGAAAAUAUUUUAUCGUCUAGACGUCGUAGAGAAUUGAGAAUUCUACUUUCUUUCAACUCAAAGAAUCUAAAUAGUGUGGAUAAAAAUCCAGUAUUUUGUAACAAGAAGAACAUAAAAAGAAGGAAUCCUUUUUUGGAUCAAAAAAAACAUCUUGAUAGAGAUAAAAACGAAUUAAUUAAAUUAAAGUUAUUUCUUUGGCCUAAUUAUCGAUUAGAAGACUUAGCUUGUAUGAAUAGAUAUUGGUUUAAUACCAAUAAUGGAAGCCGUUUUAGUAUAUUAAGAAUAUAUCCACAAUUCAAAAUAGGUUGAUGGUCCAUUUUUCCUAUCUAUUUUGUACCAUAUAGAAAAGCAAACAGAUGUACAUAUGCCCUGUCUUACCUCCCAUAUAGAUCAUUUUUAUUUCAUUAAUACAAAAUAAAU
Messenger RNA from Daucus carota subsp. sativus, 5592 nucleotides. Its product is annotated as protein TIC 214. The transcript has a single exon. The coding region runs from base 1 to 5481 and encodes 1826 amino acids. The record is from RefSeq and is a predicted model, not a curated record. NCBI's taxonomy places the organism in Eukaryota, Viridiplantae, Streptophyta, Magnoliopsida, Apiales, Apiaceae. Gene Ontology annotation, cellular component: membrane.